AUGCUCCCUCUCCGGGCGGCACCCCUGACGGUGGCGGCUCCUCGGCCUACAGAGAUCCCGCUGUGUGCCGGCUGUGACCAGCACAUCCUGGACCGCUUCAUCCUCAAGGCGCUGGACCGCCACUGGCACAGCAAGUGUCUGAGGUGCAGCGACUGCCACGCGCCCCUGGCCGAGCGCUGCUUCAGCCGCGGAGAGAGCGUCUACUGCAAGGACGACUUCUUCAAGCGGUUCGGGACCAAGUGCGCCGCGUGCCAGCUGGGCAUCCCGCCCACGCAGGUGGUGCGCCGCGCCCAGGAUUUCGUGUACCACCUGCACUGCUUCGCCUGCGUCGUGUGCAAGCGGCAGCUGGCCACGGGCGACGAGUUCUACCUCAUGGAAGACAGUCGGCUCGUGUGCAAGGCGGAUUACGAGACGGCCAAGCAGCGCGGUCAGUGGGCGGGUCCACCCACCCUCCUGUCCCCGUCUGCAAAAGGAGGCUGGCGCCCGUCGGGUCGGGGCGCGGAGGGAUCCCCACGUCCAGCGCCCGCCGAAGCGCGCUCGCUCGGGGACGCGAACUUAAGCCCCUUCCCUGCAGGCCUGGGGUGGGGACUGGGGCUGGAGCCGGGUGGGGACAGUUUGCAGAGCGGCCGGGCUGCACAAUCCACUUCCGUUGCAGAUGAGCCGUACAUGGCCGAGAUGGGCCCUGCCAGCGGCCUCUACAGCAGCCUGGGGGAGCCCACCCCAGCCCUGGGCAGGCCCGCGGGAGCCCCGGGCAGCUUCCCGCUGGAGCACGGAGGCCUGGCCGGCCCGGAGCAGUACCGAGAGCUGCGGCCCGGCAGCCCUUACGGUGUCCCCCCGUCCCCAGCUGCCUUGCAGAGCCUCCCUGGCCCCCAACCCCUUCUCUCCAGCUUAGUAUACCCAGAUGCCGGCUUGGGCCUGGUGCCCGCAGGGGCCCCAGGUGGGCCCCCGCCCAUGAGGGUGCUGGCAGGAAACGGACCCAGCUCUGACCUGUCCACGGGGAGCAGCGGGGGCUACCCCGACUUCCCUGCCAGCCCUGCCUCCUGGCUGGACGAGGUGGACCACGCUCAGUUCUGA
Puma concolor (puma) is the source of this 1074-nucleotide messenger RNA. The record is from RefSeq and is a predicted model, not a curated record. Lineage: Eukaryota; Metazoa; Chordata; Mammalia; Carnivora; Felidae.